Mus pahari (shrew mouse) is the source of this 630-nucleotide messenger RNA. Its product is annotated as keratin-associated protein 13-1-like. NCBI's taxonomy places the organism in Eukaryota, Metazoa, Chordata, Mammalia, Rodentia, Muridae. The record is from RefSeq and is a predicted model, not a curated record. Bases 1 to 630 code for a protein of 209 amino acids. The transcript has a single exon.
AUGGCCUACAACUGCUGCUCUGGAAACUUCUCCUCCCGCUCCCUUAGGAGCUGCCUGCCCUCCUCAAGUCCCUGCAGUGGUUCUUCCUACCCCAGCAACUUGGUCUACACCACUACCAGCUGCUCUCCCAGCACCUGCCAGCUGGACUCCUCUCUGCGCAGUGGCUGCCAGAAGACCUGCAUUGAGCCCAUAAGCUGCUCUCCUAGCACCUGUCAGCUGAGCUCCUCUCUGCGCACUGGCUGUCAGGAGACCUGCAUUGGGCCCAUCCGCUGCCAGGAGACCUGCAUUGAACCCAUCCGCUGCCAGAGGUCCUGUGUGGUGACCAGCCCUUGCCAGAAGCCCUGCUACUACCCCAGGAGCUCCACACCCUGCAGUCCCUGCCAGGGGACAUAUGCUGGCUCUCUGGGCUUUGGGUCCAGAAGCUGCAGUUCCCUGGACUAUGGUUCUAGAAGCUGCUACCCAGUGGGCUAUGGAAACAGUGGCUUUAGAUCCCUGGAUUGUGGAGUCUAUGGCUUCCCUUCCAUGAGUUAUGGGUCCAGAUUCUACUACCCAACCUACAUGGCUUCUAGUUCCUGCCAACCAUGCUACAGACCAAUCUGUGGAGCAGGCAUCUAUGGGAUCAACUGUUAA